UAUUGGUUACGCCGAGCUCCUGUGCAGAGCAGCCUUUGGUCCACUGACUCUCCCAGUGUGGGCGGUCAUACCCUGCCCAGUGUGAUUGUGUUGCUAGGAUACGGUAUGCUGCUACUUUUGUGUUGCGUUGAGAGUGGGGGAAAUCCAAACAUUUGAGGAUACGGCAGGGAGUUUUGACGCUUCAUUUCAUUAUCUUAUAACCUCAAGAGGAAAGCACUCACAAUGGAGAUAGUUCAUGUGUACACCAAGAAGCGCAAUGAGUUUGGGCGACAGUGUAAUUUCUCUGAUCGGCCUGCUGAGUUGCAUGUGGACAUCCUCCCUGAUCCUUCUCUGGCAUCCAACUUCAUUGAGAGAGACCCUUGCGAUAUUCCCAUACAGUGCACACAAGAGAUGUCCGAGCAUGAGGUGAACACUGAGCGCUUUGAGUCAGACACCAGGGGGAUAAACCAUGUGGAGGGAGGCUGGCCCAAGGACGUCAACCCUCAGGAGAUGGAGCAGACCAUCCGCUUCAGGAAGAAAGUGGAGAAAGAUGAGCAUUAUUUCAGCACCAUCAUGCAGCUGGGCAGUAAUAUGGAGCAUUGCAUCAAACAAAACAAUGCCAUCAACAUCUACCAGGAGUACUUUGAAGAGGAGGAGGUGGUGGAGGAGUCCGAGGAGCAGCCCUCAGCCAAAACCAUCAAUGUUUUCAGAGACCCGAACGAGAUAAAGCGCACUGCCACCUGUCUGUCCUGGCAUCCCGAUGGCAGCUGUAAACUGGCUGUGGCCUACUCUUCACUAGGGUUCCAGAACAUCUCUCCAGACAUGAGCUAUGACUCAUAUAUAUGGGACAUUGAGAAUCCCAAUAAGCCAGAGAUGACCCUGAAACCGGUUUCUCUACUGGUCUGUCUGGAGUACAACCCCAAAGACUCUCACAUCCUGGUCGGAGGCAGCUACAAUGGCCAGAUCGCUUAUUGGGACACUCGCAAGGGGAGCCAGCCGGUGGAAAUGUCCACAAUAGAGCACAGCCACAGAGACCCUGUCUACAAAGUCAUCUGGUUGCAGUCAAAGACAGGAACCGAUACCUUCUCUGCAUCUACGGACGGCCAGGUGCUGUGGUGGGACAUCCGUAAGAUGAGUGAGCCCACAGAGAGGCUGGUACUGGACCCCAACAAAAAGGGCAACCUGGACAAUGCCUUGGGGGCAAUCUCACUGGAGUUUGAGACCACUAUGCCCACAAAGUUUAUGGUAGGGACAGAGCAAGGGCUGGUGGUCUCCUGUAACCGCAAGGCCAAGACUCCGGCAGAGAAGAUAGUGUGUACGUACAGCGGUCAUCACGGCCCAAUCUACGCCCUGCAAAGGAACCCUUUUUUCCCCAAGAACUUCCUGACCGUAGCCGAUUGGACAGCCCGCAUCUGGUCCGAAGACAUCAAGGAGUCGUCCAUCAUGUGGACAAAAUACCAUAUGGCCUAUCUGUCAGAUGGCUGCUGGAGUCCAGUACGACCCUCUGUGUUCUUCACCGUCAAAAUGGACGGGACGCUAGACGUUUGGGACUUCCUCUUCAAACAGAACGACCCCACCCUCAGUCUAAAAGUGUGUGAUGAGGCUCUGUACAGCCUGCGGGUGCAGGAUAAUGGGCGCUUCCUGGCCUGUGGCUCUCAGCUGGGCACUGCCACCCUGCUGGAAAUCUCCCCAGGGCUGUGUACCCUCCAGAGGAACGAGAAGGCCCUAGCCACUGCGAUGUUUGAGCGGGAGACCAAACGGGAGAAGAUCUUGGAGGCGCGCCACCGUGAGAUGCGUCUGAAGGAGCGCAGCCGCUCAGAGCAGAGCAAGGACGAGGACACCAAGGAGGGAGACGGAGAAGAGAGCGUUGAGGAGCUAGCAACUCGCACGGAGGCAGAGUUCUAUGAGAUAGUAGAAGCUGAGCUGAAGAAGAGAGCUAAGGAGCAAGAAAAAAAGGAGAAAGACGUGUGUGAAGAGAAAGAAGUCUGAGACAGAACACCUUAACAACACCAUGUUCCACAUGCUGUUUGAAAUGUAAUCUUGAAUCAAUCGAAUAAAAACAGCAAGGUAUUUUUUAUUAACAGAGAAAUAGAAUUUCUCAGUGAGUCAUGCAGAACUCAUUAACAGGAUUGAGGUCCUGUUUAAUUAUUGUUAUUUAUAAAUCAUUAUUAGGGUUUUCUUCAUUGAUUAAAGGAAAUGUAUUUUGCUGUG
Molecule: messenger RNA, 2190 nt
Organism: Oncorhynchus tshawytscha (Chinook salmon)
Lineage: Eukaryota; Metazoa; Chordata; Actinopteri; Salmoniformes; Salmonidae
Gene: dnai2b
Product: dynein, axonemal, intermediate chain 2b
Exons: 13
Coding region: 223-1968 (581 amino acids)
Biological process (GO): cilium movement; outer dynein arm assembly
Cellular component (GO): outer dynein arm
Molecular function (GO): dynein light chain binding; dynein heavy chain binding
Source: RefSeq, a predicted model, not a curated record